GGUUGGUUGUGGUGGCGGGCGGGCGGCGGCGCUGCUCCCGCGUCACAGCGCCGGGCGCGGCGGGGAGAUGCGGCUCCUGGCGCUGGCGGCGGCCGUGCUGCUGGCGCGGGCUCCGGCCCCGGAGGUCUGUGGGGCCCUCAAUGUCACCGUGUCCCCGGGGCCUGUGGUUGACUACCUGGAGGGGGAAAAUGCUACUCUUCUCUGCCACGUCUCCCAGAAGAGGCGGAAGGACAGCUUGCUGGCCGUGCGCUGGUUCUUCGCGCGCCCGGACUCCCAGGAGGCCCUGAUGGUUAAGAUGACCAAGCUCCGGGUGGUGCAGUACUAUGGGAAUUUCAGCCGCAGCGCCUACCGUCAGAGGCUGCGCCUCCUUGAGGAGCGGCGCGGGGUGCUCUACACCCUCUCUGUCUUGACCCUCCGGCCAGCCGAUCAAGGGCAUUAUGUCUGCAAAGUCCAGGAAAUCAGCAAGCACAGGAAUAAGUGGACAGCUUGGUCCAACGGCUCCUCGGCGACAGAAAUGAGAGUGAUUUCCCUGAAAGCGUCUGAAGAUUCAUCGUUUGAGAAAAAGAAAGAGACCUGGGCAUUUUUUGAAGACCUCUACGUGUACGCUGUGCUCGUGUGCUGUGUGGGGAUUCUCAGCGUUCUGCUCUUCACUCUGACCAUCAUCUGGCAGUCUGUGUUUAGCAAGAGGAAAUCCAGAGUGAGACACUAUUUGGUGAAAUGCCCUCAGAACAGCUCAGGGGAGACUGUCACCAGCGUGACCAGCUUGGUCCCACUGCAGCCCAAGAAGGGCAAGAGGCGGAAGGAAAAAGCUGACGUUCCUCCCGCAGUCCCUGCCAAAGCUCCCAUCGCUGCCCCGUUCCAUAAACCGAAGCUGCUGAAGCCACAAAGGAAAGUUGCCCUGGAGGGACGUGAUUUCGGAAUUGACUACCUUGGAGCUGUGUUCCUCCAACUUGCUGCGUCACAGAUUCCCUUGGAUCAUGUUGCAGUCUCCCACUCAGUGUGGACAGGCAGUGUACGAGGCGCUAUGGGGACAGGAGCCUUGGAGCCCCCUGACAAAGAACAUAAUGCUGGUGGUGAUGAUGGUGAUUGUGAUGGCGAUGAUGAUGGUGGUGGUGAUGAUGGUGAUGACGGUGAUGAUGGUGAUGAUGACGGUGAUGAUGGUGAUGAUGAAGGUGAUGAUGGUGAUGAUGAAGGUGAUGAUGGUGAUGACGGUGAUGAUGGUGAUGAUGAAGCCAAAGAUUGCCGAAGAGAGCUUGACCUAUGCUGAGCUGGAGCUGAUCAAGCCCCACCAGGCUGCCAAAGGCAUUCCCACCAGCACCGUCUAUGCCCAGAUCCUCUUUGAGGAGAACAAACUGUAACUCUGCAUCGUAUUUAAUAUCCGCCACCCCAGUUAUUUAUGAAACCUUGGAUACAAAGUCCUUAUUUUUGUAUUUUCACUUGUGCCUUCUGCAUGGUGGGAGCCCCAUUCCAACGGCAUCCCAGGUGCCUUCGGAGAGGUACAAGGCUCCUCUCUGCAAAAGAGCAGGGGCUGCAGCCCUUGGACAAAUCUCCCAGAACAAGAUUUUCUGGGUCUGAGUCCUGAGCGGUGAGGGCUCUUGAUUCUGAGACCAUCCAAGGAGAUUUUCUGCUGAGCCAAACCCCUUCAUGUUUCUUCUUGUUUCUCUGGGUUUUAUAAUUUUUAAUCUGAAUUUUAAUCUUGUACCCUUCCUGUAUCUGUGAUAUCAAGCUCAUAGUAUAUAGCUAGAGGAAAUGCCAUUAUAGGCCCAAGUGUGAGAUGGUAGAUAUGUACUAAUUGGUUUUCAAAGGAUCAGAUAACAUUGCCAGGGCACCCAGAGCGGUGUAAAGUGCUUAUUGCAAGCGGUCACUCAAGAUAGCAUCUCUUGUUUUAAAUAGAUGCACUGACUCUGGUGAUUCAAGGGCAGAGAGACAGACUGUGAGGCAGUCUGACAUCUAAGCUGACAGUGAACUAUCUGGAUACCCCAGUGCCCGUUUCUCUACCCACUAUCACCCACGGCCACUGGACAAGUAGAACAUCUUUCAUUCUGAAGGGCUUCCACCCCUUUGGCAGGGGGGCUUAUCCUGGUAUAGAGACUUAUAUUCUCCAAGAAGUUCUCACUCACCCUUUUCCAAAGGAGCCGGGGGUUUGCCAUCGAUUGACAGAUGGAAGAAGGGGACCUCUUGGAAGUGUGCCGAGGUUACCAACUCUAAUUGAAUGUCCACUCGUGUGAGAGCAUAGUCUUUUGCCUGGUUCCCCAAUGGUAGGAGAGUAGGAAGUAUAAGCAGGGCUGGAAAAUUGUGUCCUGAACACGCUUCUGUUAUAAAGUGCCUUGCCCGACUCAGCUUUGCAUGUGAAUUCUAAUUAGCUUGGCUGGGAGGCAGUGAUGUGUACGGCAAAUAGAUCCAUGGAGAAGUGGCUCUGUGGGCCUAUAUGACAUCCAGGAUCUCACUGAAGGCGGAUCCGUUCUGGUACAGAGUCAUCCUAUCAGCUGUGUUGUUAAGGACACACUUCUUGAUGUGUGAGUGUGGUCUGGGUGGAUUUUUAGUGCACACUACAGAAGUUGUUUGGCUUUGUAAUGGACCGUGUAUAUAUGGUAAAUUAUAUAUUUUAAACACAA
Messenger RNA from Orcinus orca (killer whale), 2615 nucleotides. RefSeq names its product V-set and transmembrane domain containing 4 (gene VSTM4). The coding region runs from base 68 to 1267 and encodes 399 amino acids. The transcript is spliced from 10 exons. Lineage: Eukaryota; Metazoa; Chordata; Mammalia; Artiodactyla; Delphinidae. The record is from RefSeq and is a predicted model, not a curated record.